Arctia plantaginis is the source of this 1572-nucleotide messenger RNA. The record is from the annotation of a GenBank genome assembly. Lineage: Eukaryota; Metazoa; Arthropoda; Insecta; Lepidoptera; Erebidae.
AUGGAUACUUUAAAUUUUAUAUUGCUUUUCUUGGCUACUGCAGCAAGUUAUUGUGAGUCCGCAAAUAUCUUAUAUGUGGUGCCUUUUACAUCAAAAUCUCAUUAUAUCAUGUUAAGACCCAUUGGAUUAGAAUUGGCCCGAAGGGGUCAUAAUGUUACAGUCAUCACCGGGAACAGAGAAUCUGAUCCUCCUCCAAAUUAUCGACAAGUAAUGAUUGACAAGAAAGAAAUUUGGGACAUCCUCGGAGGCGGGAGACCAAAUGUCUUUGAGAUGGUAGAAAUAUCGGCAGAAUCAUUUCACAAGCUGAUUUUUUGGGGAGGAGGUCUUGCGUUUACAGAAAUGACGCUAAAUUCAACUGAAGUGCGUGCUUUUCUAGCAGAAGAUAAUAAAUUUGAUAUUGUAAUUUCUGAACAGUUCUUCCAAGAAGCCAUGUAUGUUUUAGCAUAUAAGUACAACGCUCCUUUAGUAUUGGUGACGACAUUCGGCAAUUGUAUGAGACACAACAUUGCAACAAGGAAUCCGCUUCAGUUGGCUACUGUUAUUUCUGAAUUUUUGGACCUAAGAGAACCGACAAGUUUCAUAGCUAGAUUAAGAAAUUUUUACUUUACUAUUUACGAGUAUUUUAAUUGGAGAUUUAUUUAUUUGGAACAACAGGAAAAACUUGUCACGACUUACUUACCAGAUUUACCAAAACCAGUGCCCAGUUUAUAUGAAUUGCAACGAAAUGCUUCUUUGUUGUUGAUCAAUGGACAUUUUAGUUUUGACCCACCUACAGCAUACCUUCCUAAUGUAGUAGAAGUUGGAGGACUACAUUUGUCUAAAAGCGAUGGUCAACUACCAGAUGACCUCCAAAAAGCUUUGGACAAUGCCAAGCAUGGAGCGAUAUACAUGAACUUUGGUUCCAACGUGCGCAGUUCAGAAUUGCCAGGUGACAAAAGGAAUGCGAUCCUUAACGUGUUCAGGAAACUUAAUCAGGUUGUGUUGUGGAAGUGGGAAGAGGACAACUUGGAGAACAAACCUGACAAUCUCAUUAUUAGAAAAUGGUUACCACAAAAGGAAAUUCUUUCUCAUCCGAAUAUAAAAGUAUUUAUAUCCCACGGUGGCUUGAUAGGGACACAAGAAGCAAUCUUCAAUGGAGUUCCGAUAAUUGGCAUUCCAAUUUAUGCCGAUCAGUAUAACAAUUUGUUACAAGCUCAAUACCUCGGCUUCGGAAAAAUUCUAGAGUAUCACGACAUCAAUGAGGAAAGUUUGGGUAAAUUUUUGAACGAAGUGCUUGCCGAUGAAUCCUAUAGAGAAAAAGCUAAGGCUAUGUCGGUAAGGUUUAAAGAUAGACCAAUGAGUGCUUUAGAUACAGCUAUGUAUUGGAUUGAAUAUGUUAUAAGGAAUAAUGGUGCUCAUUACCUAAAAAAUCCUGCUUUAGAGUUAAGCUGGGUUGCCUACAGUAUGCUUGAUGUUUACGCAUUUGUGUUAGUGGUUACACUGAUAACUAUAUACAUAGUAUACAAAGUAAUUAUAAUUUUAAUGAGUUAUGUCAAGAAGAGGGAACCGAAACAGAAAAUCAAGAAAAAUUAA